GGUUUUUUUGUAGGUCUUGCUGAAAGAAGAACGCUUAAUUGGUUAUUAUGGCUGAAAUUGUAGUUGAGCCUUUUGUUUCGUUUGUGGUGGAACGGCUGGGUAACUUGCUCAUCCAAGAAUAUAGGUUGUUGCACGGGGUGAGGGCCCAAGUUGAGCAAAUGCAAAAGCAACUAAGUCGAAUGCAGUGCUUCUUGAAAGCUGCAGAUGCAAGACGAGGAGAAGGGGACGAGCUUGUGAGCAAUUGCAUCUCUGAGAUCCGGGAAUUAUCAUUAGAUGCUGAAGAUGUCAUUGCAACUUUUGUCAUCAAAGUUGCGCUCAUGAGAAGAGGUAAGAUAUUCAGUGAGUCUAGAGCCCGUCAUGAGGUUGGAUUGGAGAUCGAGCAUAUUAAUAAAAAGAUCACCGACCUCACAAGAAGUUUACAAACAUAUGGUAUCCAACCUACAAUCGCCUUGGGAGAAAGCUCAACUUCUAGAACUGAGAGGGUGCAACAACUAAGGCAGUCUUAUCCCAAUGUCGUUGAGGAGGAUAUCAUCUGCUUAAAUGAAGAUGUAAAAGCAGUCGUGGAUCAUUUGGUUAACGAGAUGACAAACUGUAGGGUCAUUUCCAUUUGGGGAAUGGGUGGUCUUGGCAAGACCACCCUUGCUAAGAUGGUUUACAAUCACAUUGAUGUUAGACAUCAUUUUGAUUGUUUUGCCUGGGCUUACAUAUCUCAGCAAUGCAAAACAAGGGAAGUUUUGGAAGAGAUUCUUAUCCAACUUACAUCUCCAGAACUAGAAGGGAGAGAGAAAAUAAGGAGAAUGAGGCAUGGUGAGCUAGUUGGCGAGCUUUAUCAAGCUCAAAGUCGAAUGAAAUGUCUUGUGAUUCUGGAUGACAUAUGGGACGUUAAAGCUUGGAAUAGGCUGAGUCCUGCCUUCCCCCGCAAAAAGGCAGGUAGUAAAAUUUUGUUAACAACUCGCACUAGAGAAGUGGCUUCAUUUGCUGAUAAACAAUGCCUUCAUGAAUUGAGGCAUUUAACAAAACCGGAAAGUUGGGAGCUGUUUCAGAAAAAGGCAUGUUUGAAGAGUGAUGUCACAGAGUUCAGAUUAAGCACAGAAAUGACGGUGUUAGGGGAAAAAAUGGUCAAGCACUGUGGGGGCCUGCCGUUGGCCAUUGUGGUAUUAGGAGGUCUUCUCGCUACAAAACGCACACUAGGUGAGUGGGAAAUGGUGAGUAGAAACGUAGACUACUUAAUGAAGGGCAAAGGCCAAGGAGGAGUCCCUGUGAAAAUCGUUUUAGAGUUAAGCUACAAUGACUUGCCAUACCAUCUCAAGGCAUGCUUUUUGUGUUUGAGUGACCUUCCGGAAGAUGAAGAUAUACGCCCUAUAAAAUUGAUCCAAAGAUGGAUGGCUGAAGGCUUUGUGUCUUUACCCGUAUGCGCACGAGUAGGAGAAGUAGAAGAUGUGACAAUGUUGGAUGUUGGGAUGAGUUACUUGGAUGAGCUACGUCAUCGAUGCAUGAUUCAAGUUGGUCAAUUAACAAGGUAUAGUGGAAGGGUUAAAUUUUAUCGCCUCCACGAUCUCGUGCGAGACUUGUGCUUGUUGAAGGCCCGAGAGGAGAAUUUCAUCAAGGUUGUAUGCAUGGGGGAAGACUUGGCCACUACAUCUUCAUCUUCGUCGUCUUCAAUUACAAUUCGUAGGCUUGGUGUGUACUGCAAAGCUAAUCGAAAUGUUGGUGAUAAUAGAAGAAGAGGACAUGUUAAAGCCCUCCGUAGAGACAAAACAUGUAACCUCCACCAUGUUAGGUCAUGCCAAUUUUAUUCCUUUGGAAACACAUUGGAAGAUUCCGAUUGGCGACACGUAAAAUCAAUCUUCAAAGGCUUCAAAUUGCUUACAUAUUUGGAUCUCGAAAAAACUAAGUUCCACGGUAGUAAGUACAAGGCCUCCGAAUUUCUUGAGGGAAAGAAAUUGCCAAAAGCAAUAGGAAACCUAAUCCACUUGAGAUAUUUCAGUAUACGAGAUUCUGAAAUUACAAGCUUGCCUUCUUCAAUAGGCAACUUGCUAUUCCUUGAAACCUUAGAUUUACGGUAUGCUAGGCAUAAAUAUGGGGUGAAAAUUACAAAAAUACCCAAUGUGUUGUGGAGGUUGGAGCAAUUGAGACAUCUAUAUCUUCCUGGAUGGGAUAUUUGUUGCGUGCCUUUCUGGGUGAAGUUGCGAUUGGAUGGCUUAAGCAAACUCGAGACACUCCAAGGCUUUAACACAAAAACAUGUGAUGUUAGAAGCUUUUCCACGCUCACGAAUCUUCGAAAACUUGGAAUUAUUGUGUACGACCUAGAACACUUGGCUGUGAUUCUUGAAUGCCCCAGUUUUAGCAAUUCAAACGGUCUUUUAAGAUAUUCAACCUUCUUCACUGGGGGGUCUUACCAAACACGAGAAGAAGAAAGCCUUUUAAGGCAAGUUUUUGGGUACCGCCAUCUUCAUAGAUUGUUCUUUACAGGAUCCCUGACUGAAUUACCAGACGCACUCUCUCCAAACCUCACCUACUUAAGUUUGAGUACAAAUUCUCCUGGACUAAAGGAAGACCCAAUGCCGACAUUGGAGAAAUUGCCCAACUUAAGAAAACUCCACGUGGAAAAGGGGGAAUGGAAGGAGAUGGUUUGUUCUGCUGGUGGUUUCCCUCAACUCAUACACUUAGACCUUUGGAACAUUCCUAAUGUGGAGGAGUGGAGGGUGGAACGAGGAGCCAUGCCCAGUCUGUUGGGUUUAGAAAUUAGGGGAUGCAAAAAAUUGAAGGGGAUUCCGGACGGAUUGAGGUUUGUCACUACCCUCCGGGAAUUGGUGACCUAUGACGCAUCUCAGGAACUCAAAGACAGGGUUCGAGAAGGGGGAGAAGACUUCUCCAAACUCCAGCACGUGCAUUCCAUUCGUAACUACUGACAAGGUUUUCCCUUAUUCCAAUGACGACAAUUGCAGAGGCCAAAAAGUUUCGAGUAUUCUAUCAAAAAGACAUCUUUAAAAGUUGACAUUGGAUCUACCUAUUCUAGGAUGGUUUCGUUGAGAUGGAAUUGCUAGGAGGACUUGCUGCUCCUACCUUCUGUUAGAACCUUGAACUUAAGCAUACUCUCUUUAUUAAUGUUGAGUGGUGAGUGAGUGUUUUUGAAUGCUUUCUUUGUGUUCUUGUAAUUUGUGUGGGAAUUAUAUAUCUUAGGACUGCAAUAAAGAAAAACAAAUACAAUGUGUGCUUUAUGUAAUCUUAUUGUCAUGUGUGUUAAAAUGGGAAAUUGGAAUUAAAUUUGCGCCGCUAUUUUUGGUUUUAUA
Rhododendron vialii is the source of this 3293-nucleotide messenger RNA. RefSeq names its product probable disease resistance protein RF9. Gene Ontology annotation, biological process: defense response to other organism. The record is from RefSeq and is a predicted model, not a curated record. The coding region runs from base 48 to 2912 and encodes 954 amino acids. The transcript has 3 exons. NCBI's taxonomy places the organism in Eukaryota, Viridiplantae, Streptophyta, Magnoliopsida, Ericales, Ericaceae. Gene Ontology annotation, molecular function: ADP binding.